AUGAACGGGUUGGCAUUUGAUUCCAUCGAACCUCUAGUCGCUCUUGCCUGCUUCUCCACCAUCAACUCCUCCCCUCCUCUCCUACACGCCGUACGUCGGAUUGCCGUCCUCGCCCACACCCAACUGCAACCGACGCACGCCCAUUGCGCUUUCUACCACUCUCCCAUACGACCGACCGGGUAUGGGCACCUUCUUCAACCGCCUCAUCCCCUCCGAUCCGUCAAGCGCAAUUCAGAGGACUUCCACAUACGCGCCGACGAACCCCACCGCACCUAUUCUGCAGGCGACCAUGUCCAAGGAGCCGUAAUCCUCGUCGUCACGAAACCCUUUCGCAUCACCCACCUCGUAGUCGCCCUCCAUGGCUUCGUCCGUGUCUGGAAGGGCCCUUCUGCCCUCGACGACCGCCCCAUUCCAUCCGGCACCUCUCGCGACCAACUUCCUCCAAAGGGUUAUGCUUCCCUCUUCCAGGACGAGCAGGUGCUGAGCGGCGACGGUAGAUUGGAUGUUGGGAGAUACGAGUUCAAGUUUGAUUUGGUCUUCCCCACCAAAAGUGACCUCCCAAGCAGCAUCGACGUACGUGCCUACCACCUUGGACUCCCCUUCUCCUCCCCCCCGCCGCGCGCUCCUACGCCUCCCAACUCUAACCCCCACCGGCCGUCAUCUGACGUCGAAUCGGUCGUCCCAUCCAUCCUAUCCGAAGAACCUGUCCAAGAACCUCUGCCCAUCAGCCAGCAAACGAGUACCGAGUUAGCGGACACCCGGAGUGUCGUGAGUGGUGAGAGCAACUUCACGGGAAGCACGGGCCUGAGCCUGCCUGCAGCCGAGGUUCUUUCGCAGACAUCCACCCCCGCGAUAGCACGAAGCGCAAGUGUUGCCAAGCUUCAGGCGGUUGACGCCAAAACGAUAACAACGACUAUCGAGCUGCUGAGAGCAGGAUGCCUCCCUGGCGAUACGAUACCGGUGAGGACAGUCGUGCCCCUCAUCAUCGACCCUCAUCAAUUCCAGAGCAGCGAGGCGGCACCAACAAGGUUCGGCGUUCUGGGCGCAGGCGCAACCAACGAGACAAACACAUCGUACACUUCGUGGUCAACCAACAUCAUCAACACGGAGCAUUUGCGGCGUGAGAAGGGCGUCAUUUCCGACGGCCUAGAGAUUAUUGUAGGAACGCUAGAUACCGCACGUCCUGCCCGACGUCAGUCAUCUCACGGAGAAGGAGAGGGUACGGUUCGAAGAGCAGAGGCUUCUCCCGAGCGCCCCACCGGUGGAACCCGAGGCGUCAGGGUCUGCCCCUCUCCUGCUGCCCCUUCUGCCCCUCUUGAUGAUAACAUUUACGACGCUGACGAUUUACCUGGGCCAUCCGCACCGCCUCUUUCUGCGUUUGACGAUCCCGAUGGUGUGCAAUCGCCCUCUGCACCGACUUUCGAUAAUCCUCACUUUGCAAUCGCCGGGCCAAGCCAACCUGGAGAGCCAAAUCAUACCGAGACCAGGACGGAUAAACAGGAGAUGGAACGGCAAAGGCUUCUCAACGAAGCCAGUGCCCCACCUGAUUUCCCAGAUGACUGUGAACCUUCAGGCAGCGGCUUAGCCACGGCACCCGCCGUGGCCGAGGACGAGCCUACGGCCCCAGUAUUUUCAGACGAGGAUGAAUAUGGCCCUCACUUUUCAUACAGCAACGAAGUGGCGCACCCCAACCGACAGCACAAUCAUGCUGAGCCACUUCCCAAAUACGAGCGUUGA
Parascedosporium putredinis is the source of this 1737-nucleotide messenger RNA. Lineage: Eukaryota; Fungi; Ascomycota; Sordariomycetes; Microascales; Microascaceae. The record is from the annotation of a GenBank genome assembly.